This is a messenger RNA of Penicillium subrubescens, 1059 nucleotides long. RefSeq lists its product as uncharacterized. NCBI's taxonomy places the organism in Eukaryota, Fungi, Ascomycota, Eurotiomycetes, Eurotiales, Aspergillaceae. The record is from RefSeq and is a predicted model, not a curated record. The coding region runs from base 1 to 1059 and encodes 352 amino acids. The transcript has 3 exons.
AUGCCAUUCAGCAUCUACCUCGCCGUCUCGGCAGCUGCCCUGGCCGGCCUUGCACAGCUCGCUUUUGCACAAACCAACAUCACCGCCAGUGCUUGUGUCGAGGAAUCCGUCUAUUCAGACUGUAACCACAAUGUCGCCGAUACAUGGCGCUCCUGCAUUAACAAUUGCAACGGCAAUGGCGACUGUAUUGUAGACUGUGGAUGUACCGCGCACCAGGAGUAUAUCAAUUGCAUGGCACACUCAUGUUGGAACCAGGUCUACUCCUGCGAAUACCAACUCUUCGUCCAGCAAUAUUUCGCCGUAUGCCCCAGCGCCACAGAACCAAUCCCCUUCUGGCCAGCCCCAGAUAACGCACCAAACCGCUGCUCCUGCAGUCUAGGCAAAGUCCUCACAAACACCCUCUCCGCACGCAAAGAACAAACCUCCUGCGUCGAGAACAUAACCAACCAAGCCCUCAACAACAUCCCCGACCUCUCGAAUCUGGGUAAUAUCCCUGAUAUCGCACGCACAGCGACAAAUUGUGCCUGCUGCGGCGCUAGUGCUAGCAUGUCCUCUGCAUGGGAAAUCUGCCUAAACACAAUCCCAACCCUCGCCGGCGCAAACCUCUGGCCCCUCUUCUUCCCCUCAGCAUACCCAAACCUCUACACCUCAAUCCCGAAUUUCGCCUGGUCAGGCUGCGACGACAUUUUAUCGAAUACCGACUGCGCGAACCUAGGAUUCUCGGAUACAAACAACAAGUUCUAUAAGCCGGGUGAUUUUCCCAAAAAUGGGACUUCCACGUUGCAUAAUGUUGCGGGAACGGUUACGGCGCCGCCGAGUGGGACGGUGAUUACUUGGUCGCAGGCGAGUGCUACUUAUACGGUUACGGCGACGGGGGUUGAUAAGAAGGUUGUUGCUGGGGCUGGUCAGACGAGUGCGGGUGGGAGUGGAAGUGGGAGUGGGACGGGGAGUGAGGCUGCUGCGAGUGCAACGGAGAGUGCUAAUGCGGGUGUUAUGAGGGGCGUUGGGUCUUUGGGCAGGUUGGUUGGGGUGGUUGUUGGUGGGUUGAUGGUGGUGUGA